AUGAAUGAUCUAACAUUGUUUAGCAGUACGAGUGCAGCACUGGAAUCGGCCAUAAAUGCUGACCACUUAUGGGUGUCGACCAACGCUUCGGGAGAUAUCUGUUAUGUCGGCGAAAACGACUGUUCCAUCCGUUUCCACUGUAAGCCUACGUUCAAAGAUGUUGGCGUUCGUCAGUAUAGAGAGCAAACGGUUAUACAUCACCAUUGGGUGCAUAGGAGACACCAAAAGGGUCGGUGCAGACAAUGCGGCAAAUCGUUUCAAUCGAAACUCUCGUUUGGCAACAAAGAGAUAGUGGCCAUAUCGUGCUCGUGGUGUAAAACUGCUUUCCAUAAUAAGGAGAAUUGCUUUAAUAUACAGAGGAUAGGAGAGAAUUGCCCGCUAGGAAUCAAUCAGGACCUCAUAGUCCCUCCCACUUGGAUUGUCAAACUUCCGCGACGGGGUUCAUUCAAGUCGUCUAUAAGACGGUCGCCGAAGACAAAGAGGGCGUCUUCCAAGAAACGGACCAAAAAGGAUGAGUCGUCGGCUGUGGUAACGGUCGACAAUCAUCUGCACCAUCAGCUGCACGCACUUCACGGCUCAUCGCCGCCGCCAACCAAAGAGUUUGGUGCACAGCACCGGAGUUUUGCCAUUAAACCGAUUCCCUCGUCGAGCUCUAAGCCUUUACUAGUGUUUAUUAAUCCCAAAAGCGGUGGAAAUCAGGGCUCAAAACUGAUGCAAAAGUUUCAAUGGCUUCUAAACCCGCGCCAAGUGUUUGAUCUCUCACAGGGAGGCCCUAAACUGGGAUUAGAGUUGUAUAAGAAAGUGAAUAAUCUUCGUAUACUCGCCUGCGGUGGCGACGGAACUGCCGGUUGGGUGUUAUCAGUGUUGGACGAAAUAGCAAUAUAUCCUCCGCCGCCGCUAUCAGUGCUACCCUUAGGGACGGGCAAUGAUUUGGCUCGAGCUCUGGGUUGGGGCGGAAGCUAUACCGACGAACCCGUCUCUAAGAUACUGUUGAACAUCAAAGACGGCGAAGUCGUACAACUCGACCGCUGGAACUUAAAGGUUGAGCGCAAUAACAAUAUAUCGCCGACAGAACAAAACGCCAUCAAAGAGGAUGAGGGCGCCAAACAGGAGCUGCCCCUCAAUGUUGUCAACAAUUACUUCUCGAUAGGAGUGGACGCACACAUAGCCCUGUCCUUUCAUGAGGCCCGAGAGGCACAUCCCGAACGCUUCAACUCUCGGCUCAGGAAUAAGAUGUUUUACGGACAGGCGGGCGGCAAAGACCUCCUCCAACGCAAAUGGAAAGACUUAUGUAAUUACAUAACUCUGGAAUGCGAUGACAUUGAUCUCACGUCAAGACUCAAAGAACAUAAAGUCCAUUCAGUCUUAUUCCUCAAUAUUCCGAGCUACGGGGGUGGGACCCGGCCCUGGGGCUCCAGCUCUCCCUGUUAUGAGACUCCGCGUACAGACGAUGGACUUAUCGAAGUGAUCGGUUUGACAACAUAUCAGUUGCCAUUAUUGCAAGCGGGAGGACACGGAACGUGUAUCGCUCAAUGCAGGAGCGCUAAGAUUAUCACCACUCGUACUAUACCUAUGCAAGUGGAUGGAGAGCCCUGUCGUCUCUUACCAUCUAUCAUAACAUUAGAACUCAGAAAUCAGGCAAAUCUUAUCGCCAAAGCCAAGAGUCAUAACCAAACAAUUCACGUACCGACACUCGAAAAGUUGACAAUAAAAGUGCGAAAAUUGAAUUUAAAUGAUUACGAGACCUAUCAUUACGAUAAGCAUAAGCUUAAAGAAGUCUCGCUAUUAGUGGGUACGCUAUGUAUCGAUCAGAACCUGGAGUUGGUUCACGUGAGGGCCAAAAUCAAUGAUUUAAUGCGGGAUAAGAGCUAUAGUAGCGUACAAUCCGGCGCUGAUAAUAGCUGUGUCACCACAAAGUUUGUCUCAUCACAUGACUGGUGUUUCGUCGACUCGUGUACAGCCGAGCGCUUCUUUCGCAUCGAUAGGGCUCAGGAAGAUCUCCACUUUGUGGUCGACAUCUGCACCGAUGAUCUCUAUAUUCUGGAUCCGGAGAGUCAGACGGACAACGACGACAAGGAAGACAUCGACUUCUUUGAGGCCACAUCGGAGUCGGCUUUCAUCACAAUCCAACCCCAGUGUAACAAUAUAUCCAACCAGUCAUCCACUGAUGAAAGUCCCACCACUUCUUUGCAUCGACCACUCAUUAAAGACAAUCCCAUUCCUAACGUUCCCAAAGACUUCUCGCAGGAGGAGGUGUUCUACGCCGUCAAACAGGCAGACCUCUCAUUACUUAAACAAUUACAUCACAAAGGGAUCAGUUUAUUAUCUGUCGAUAAGAAAGGCAUGUCAGCCCUCCAUCACGCCUCACGUCUCGGUCACGAAAAUAUCGUGAGUUUCCUGCUGUCGGCCGCGCCGUCAGAUCUGAUUGAAUACGUGGAGUUAGAGAGCGGUCAUACGGCCCUUCAUAUGGCGGCCAAACACCGACAACACGGCAUCUGCACAAUGUUGGCCUCAUAUGGAGCCUCUCUGUCGAGGGGUGACAAACAGGGAUUAACUGCAAAGCAAUUAGCGGCUAAAGCAGGCGAUAAGGAUUUAGCGGCUUUUCUCGAGCACUUUGAAAUCUUCCAGAAGAAGAAGGAUAGAGAAACAGCUGUUUAAUUGGACUUUAUAUUAGUUUAUUUCGACUUCGACUCGACUCGUGCCUCAAAAAAUUUCAUUUGUUUCGCUCAUCUCUAAGUCAUCAGUCAUUUCUCUCAAAACCAAAUAUAUUUCAAUCGUUUCAUCAAAUUUUUUAUCCCUUUGUUAUCUCGUAUUUUAAAUUAAUUUGUUUUUAUGAAAAAAAGUUGUCUCCUAUUCUGGAAACUCAUAUCAAACAACAAAACAAAAAAAUUGUUGACAUUUUACGAAAAAAAACAA
Messenger RNA from Medioppia subpectinata, 2916 nucleotides. The record is from the annotation of a GenBank genome assembly. NCBI's taxonomy places the organism in Eukaryota, Metazoa, Arthropoda, Arachnida, Sarcoptiformes, Oppiidae.